AUGAGUGCUGCCUUUGCAAGGAGUGCUGCCUUCGCAAGGAGUGCUGCCUUCGCAAGGAUUGCUGCCUUUGCAAGGAGUGCUGCCUUCGCAACUAGGUCUGCCUUUGUAGGGAGUGCUGUCUUCGCAAGGGGUUUUGCCUUCGCCAGGAGUGCUGCAUUUGCAAGGAGUGCUGCCUUCGCAAGGAGUUAUGCCUUCACAAGGAGUACUGCCUUCGCAAGGAGUGCUGCCUUUGCACAGAGUGCUGCCUUUGCAGGGAGUGCUGCCUUUGCACAGAGUGCUGCCGCCGCAAGGAGUGCUGCCUUUGCAUUAACUGUUGCCUUCGCAAGGAGUGCUGCCUUUGCAAGGAGUGCUGCCUUCACAAGGAGUGCUGCCUUCGCUAGGAGUGCUGCCUUCGCAAGGAGAGCUGCCUUCGCAAGGAGUACUGCCUUCGCAAGGAGUGCUGCCUUCGCACGGAGUGCAGCCGGCGCACGUAGUGCUGCCUUCGCACGGAGUGCUGCCUUUGCACAGAGACCUGCAUUCGCAUUGAGUGGUGCCUUCGCAAGAAGUGCUGCCUUCGCAAGGAGUGCUGCCUUCGCUAGGAGUGCUGCCUUCGCAAGGAGUGCUGCCUUCGCAAGGAGUGCUGCCUUCGCACGGAGUGCAGCCUUCGCACGUAGUGCUGCCUUCCCACGGAGUGCUGCCUUUGCACAGAGAUCUGCAUUCGCAGGGUGUGGUGCCUUCGCAAGAAGUGCUGCAUUCGCAAGGUGUGCAGCCUUCGCUAGGAGUGCUGCCUUCAAAAGGAGUGCUGCCUUCACAAGGAGUGCUCCCUUCGCAAACGGUGCUGUCUUCGCAAGGAGUGCUACCUUCGCAAUGAGGGCUGCCUUCGCUAGGAGUGCUGCCUUCGCUAGGAGUGCUGCCUUCGCAAGGAGUGCUGCCUUCACAAGGAGUGCUGCCUUCGCACGAAGUGCAGCCUUCGCACAUAGUGCUGCCUUCACACAUAGUGCUGCCUUCACAUUGAGUGCUUCCUUUGACAGAGUGCUGCCUUCGCAAGGAGUGCAGCCUUCGCAAGGAGUGCUGCCUUCGCAAGGAGUGCUGCCUUCGCAAGGAGUGCUGCCAUCCCAAGGAGUGCUGCCUUAG
This is a messenger RNA of Schistocerca cancellata (South American locust), 1113 nucleotides long. RefSeq lists its product as uncharacterized. The coding region runs from base 1 to 1113 and encodes 370 amino acids. NCBI's taxonomy places the organism in Eukaryota, Metazoa, Arthropoda, Insecta, Orthoptera, Acrididae. The record is from RefSeq and is a predicted model, not a curated record. The transcript has a single exon.